AUGGUUGCCACGUACACUAUCCUCGGCCGCAAAGUCGGUUCUCACGUCCUUGCCAUGACCGUCCUCGGCGGCACUGCCGGCGGCAUCUACUUUGCCCUCCCAGGAAAGCAGAGCAAGGCUCAGGCCCCACCAAUCAAGGCCAGCAGCAAGGACGAGGAAGCAUUCAUCCAGGAAUUCCUUAAGAGCGUCGAGACCGAAGACUCCAAGGCCAAAGCCAAGCACUAA
Messenger RNA from Trichophyton rubrum CBS 118892, 225 nucleotides. RefSeq lists its product as uncharacterized. The record is from RefSeq and is a predicted model, not a curated record. Gene Ontology annotation, biological process: proton motive force-driven ATP synthesis. Lineage: Eukaryota; Fungi; Ascomycota; Eurotiomycetes; Onygenales; Arthrodermataceae. Bases 1 to 225 code for a protein of 74 amino acids. The transcript is spliced from 3 exons.